Molecule: messenger RNA, 2462 nt
Organism: Harmonia axyridis
Lineage: Eukaryota; Metazoa; Arthropoda; Insecta; Coleoptera; Coccinellidae
Product: threonine--tRNA ligase 1, cytoplasmic
Exons: 11
Coding region: 230-2380 (716 amino acids)
Biological process (GO): threonyl-tRNA aminoacylation
Cellular component (GO): cytoplasm
Molecular function (GO): ATP binding; threonine-tRNA ligase activity
Source: RefSeq, a predicted model, not a curated record
CGACAGUCAACAAAAUCGAAUUAAUAACCUCAAAGUAUUUGAUUAGCAUAUGCUUCGAAAAACUUAAUUUUCUGAAUUGAUACCAGUAUUAUCUAUAAUUUUAUAUUCUCUUGAAAAAUGAGUGAUUCUGAGUUAGCAACAUCUGUGGACAACUUGGAAAUAAGAAAGCAAGAGAAAGGCGAAAAGGCAUGAUUCUUUAUUCAUCUUUAUUUAUUAUUAAAGAAGAACUAUGAAUAAGAUUUUUAAGUCGAAUAGGUCUAUUUUAUUUACUAUUCGUCAUUCAUAUGCCACUUUGGCCAAACUCAAAAAAGAAAAGAAAUUGGGUGCUGGUGGUGACAAAAUAACUCUGAAAGAGUUGAAUCCUCUACCAGAAUAUAUUAAUGCAAGAUUAAAGUUAUGGGAUCAACUAAAAUUAAAAUAUAAUGAGGAGUUGCUCAGUAAACCACAUAACCCAAUAAAAAUUACAUUGCCUGAUGGAAAAGUAGUUGAUGGCAUAUCUUGGCAAACAACUGCUUAUGAUGUAGCUAAAGGGAUAAGCCAAGGUUUGGCAGAUAAUGCUGUAAUUUCAAAAGUCAAUGGAGUCCUUUGGGAUUUGGAUAGACCUCUAGAAGUGGAUUCAAAAUUAGAACUUCUCAAAUUUGAUAAUCCUGAAGCGCAAGCAGUGUUUUGGCAUUCCUCUGCUCAUAUUUUGGGAGAAGCUCUAGAACGUUUAUAUGGUGGUUGCCUUUGUUAUGGACCACCAAUAGAUAAUGGAUUUUACUAUGAUAUGUACUUGGAUAACAAAAGUGUAACUGCAGGAGAGUUUCCAGCAGUUGAAGGAUUAAUGAAGAAUAUUGUUAAGGACAAACAACCAUUUGAGAGAUUAGAAAUGACUAAGGAGGAUCUUCUGGAGAUGUUCAAAUACAACCAAUUCAAAGUUAGAAUUCUCAAUGAAAAAGUGGACACUCCGACUACCACUGUUUACAGAUGCGGUCCACUUAUUGAUCUUUGUAGAGGACCACAUGUCAGGCAUACUGGCAAAAUUAAGGCUUUAAAAGUUGUGAAGAAUUCAUCUACUUAUUGGGAAGGUAAAUCAGAUGCUGAAACUCUCCAAAGGGUUUAUGGAAUAAGCUUUCCAGACCCAAAACUGCUGAAAGAAUGGGAAAAACUCAUGGAAGAAGCUGCAAAACGAGACCAUAGGAAACUUGGAAGGGAACAAGAACUGUUCUUUUUCCACGAGUUGUCACCAGGCUCAUGUUUCUUUCAACCAAAAGGUGCUCAUAUUUACAACACUCUAAUAAAUUUCAUCAAGAAAGAAUAUAGAAAGAGAGGUUUUCAAGAAGUUGUAACCCCCAACAUUUUCAAUGCCAAAUUGUGGCAGACUUCAGGCCAUUGGGCUCAUUAUGCUGAAAACAUGUUUCAAUUUGAUGUUGAUAAAGAUACUUUUGCAUUGAAACCUAUGAAUUGUCCAUCUCACUGUUUGAUAUUUGACAAUCGUACUCGCUCAUGGAGAGAAUUGCCGCUUCGACUUGCGGACUUUGGUGUUCUCCAUCGUAAUGAAAUUUCUGGUGCUCUAACAGGUCUUACCAGAGUUCGAAGAUUCCAGCAAGAUGAUGCCCACAUAUUUUGCACCCCUGAGCAAAUUGAAAAUGAGAUAAAAAAUGCUCUGGACUUCUUGAAGCAUGUUUAUUCAAUAUUUGGUUUCACUUUCAAUUUGGUGCUUUCCACUAGACCAGAGAAAUAUUUGGGAGAAGUUGAGAUGUGGAAUCAGGCAGAAAAAGCAUUAGCAGAUAGUUUGGAUGGAUUCAAUGCUCCAUGGACAAUCAAUCCCGGUGAUGGAGCAUUUUAUGGUCCUAAAAUUGACAUAACUGUCACCGAUGCUCUGAAGAGACAACACCAGUGUGCAACAAUUCAAUUAGAUUUUCAGUUACCAAUUCGAUUCAAUCUUUCAUAUGUCAGUGAAUCAGGAGAAGCUAAACGACCAGUUAUAAUUCAUAGAGCCAUUCUUGGAUCUGUAGAGAGGAUGAUUGCAAUUCUUACAGAAUCUUAUGCAGGAAAAUGGCCUUUCUGGAUUUCUCCUCGACAAGUUAUGGUUAUACCAGUAGGGCAAAACUUUGAUGAUUAUGCUAGACAGGUCAAAGAUCAAUUACAUGAAGCUGGGUUCAUGGUUGAAGUUGAUACUGAUGCUGGUGAUACCCUCAAUAAAAAAAUUAGAAAUGCUCAACUUGCACAAUUCAACUAUAUUUUGGUUGUUGGGGAAAAGGAAAAAUCUAAUGGCACAGCAAAUGUUAGAACAAGAUCAAAUGCAGUACAUGGAGAAGCUUCAAUUCCUGAAAUUAUCGAAAAAUUGAAAAGAUUAGUGGAUCAUCCUGAGCUGAAUACCUCAGAUUCAGAAUUUUAAAACAUAUGAUAGACAUUAAUUAUUAUGUAUUCUUAAUACUGGAAGAUUAAUAAUCAACAUAUGGUAAUUAAAUUAUUGCUUU